AUUCACGAAUUCACGGUCGCGGUCAACAAUUUAUAUAAUAAUAUGUUUAGCUAACGAGAAAUAACAAUUGGAUCCGAUCGUAAAUAGCCCCUCCCCCACCAUGUUUCGUCGUCAAUUUGGUGUUAUAAUCCGCUGUACGCGACAUGCGACACCACUGUUGUGCAGAACGCACCGACUGGUUGCAAUCCAAACCUGCCAUGCGAGUCGAUUGAGUCCUUUUCCGGAAUAUGAGGAGCGUGUCCGGGCGGGCAAACUGAUGCCCGACGACAGACAACUGGAGACAAUGAAGCACCUAGAUGCUCUUUACCACAGGAUUCACGGCUACACACCCAGAGAGCAAAGCGGAGGCAGCAGUGGCGGUUUCUUCAGCUCCAUCUUUGGUCGGAGAAGAACCCACGCCGAUGACGCGGCAGAUGACUUAAACGCAGGCAGCCAUGCCCCAAUGGGGCUGUACCUCUAUGGCAGUGUGGGUGUGGGGAAGACAACCUUAAUGGACCUGUUCUACGACUGCUGCAGUCAGAUUCCUCGCAAGCAACGUGUUCACUUUACUGCCUUCAUGAACAGUGUUCAUGGACGAAUACACGAGGCGAAGGAACGGCAGGGUCCCAUCGAUCGGGCCUUUAAUUCGGAGAAACCAGCUCCUUUUGAUCCAACGGAACCCGUGGCAGACAUCAUAGCCAGCGAGUCCUGGCUGAUAUGUUUUGAUGAGUUUCAGGUCACCGACAUAGCCGACGCCAUGGUGCUGAAGCGACUCUUUACGCAUCUAUUCAGGAAGGGCAUCGUGAUAAUUGCCACCAGCAAUCGGCAUCCCGAGGAUCUGUAUAAAAAUGGCCUGCAACGGACAAACUUUCUCCCGUUCAUAGACCUGCUGCAAAGGCGCUGCCAGCUGGCCAAGCUGGACUCCAUCGAUUAUCGCCGCAUUGCCCAGUCCGGCGACACCAACUACUUUGUCAAGGGCCAGAGCGAUGCGGAGGGCAGCAUGAAUCGCAUGUUUAAGAUACUGUGCGCCGAGGAGAACGAUAUCAUUAGACCGCGCACCAUCACUCACUUUGGACGGGAUCUUACCUUCAGUCGCACGUGUGGUCAGGUCUUGGACAGCAGCUUUGAAGAGCUCUGCAAUCGCCCUCUGGCGGGUAGCGACUAUCUGCAGAUCUCUCAGUUCUUUCACACCGUCCUCAUCAGAGAUGUGCCCUCGCUGAACCUAAACAUUAAGUCACCAAUGAGGCGAUUUAUAACGCUUAUAGAUACGCUAUACGACAACCGAGUGCGCGUGGUAAUAUCAGCCGACUAUCCGCUGGACAAACUAUUCCAGGUGACCGAUCCCGCUGACAUUUCAGACACUGAUCGCAUUCUAAUGGACGACCUGAAAAUCAAACAUGGCACACACGAUUCCAAGUCUAGCGUGUUCACCGGGGAAGAGGAGUUGUUCGCCUUUGAGCGUACGAUUUCAAGGCUGUACGAGAUGCAGAAACGUGAAUACUGGGAGCAGUGGGCAAAGCAUCGCUGAGACAGGCCCCCAGAGCAGGCCUCAGACCACAAAAGAAAAGCAAUAGUUUUAUUAGUGCAAAUGCAUAAAUUAUUCGUAUACCUCAUGUCGAAGUACACUUUUAAAGUUUUC
Messenger RNA from Drosophila guanche, 1618 nucleotides. RefSeq names its product putative ATPase N2B. Lineage: Eukaryota; Metazoa; Arthropoda; Insecta; Diptera; Drosophilidae. Bases 101 to 1507 code for a protein of 468 amino acids. Gene Ontology annotation, molecular function: ATP hydrolysis activity; ATP binding. Gene Ontology annotation, cellular component: cytoplasm; mitochondrion. The transcript is spliced from 4 exons. The record is from RefSeq and is a predicted model, not a curated record.